Molecule: messenger RNA, 925 nt
Organism: Amoebophrya sp. A25
Lineage: Eukaryota; Dinophyceae; Syndiniales; Amoebophryaceae
Source: the annotation of a GenBank genome assembly
ACUCACAACCGAGGAUGGUUUAUACCUGCAGGCACGUUGGAUGCAGGCGAGACGGUGAGAGCAUGUGCGAUACGGGAAUGUUUAGAAGAGACGAAUGUUCCAAUCAAGCUGUGUGGGAUAUUGGAGAUACGGAGAACCUUGGUGAGCAAAUACGGGACAAAACGAACGGUUGUUUGGUAUGCAGAACCUACAGAGGAAUAUUUGGAUAUACGGCAAUUUGAAUGUGAUCGAUUCAUGAUUUUGAGCACAGGGACUUUGACUAAUAAAAUACGUUUCAACUACAUCUUUGAGUUUUUGUAAGUAUUGGUAUCAGUAUGAAGCCACAGUCGUCGUUGUCCCAAGCCAAAAAAUACAAUCUUAGUCCAUCGUCAUAGGAUUAGGAGUCCAAAACCCGAUAUUCUAUCUCUAGCCCCUCUAUUUCAUUCCCUCGAGCAACUGCCACAGAAUUCGAACCAAGACCUAAGAACCGUCCCCAAGCCCUAUGCGGAUGAAAACAGUUUGCAGGCACGAUGGAUGACGCUAGAAGAAUAUAGCCAACUGAGUCACAUUCGCGGUCCAGAACUUCUCGAGUGGGGUGAAUAUAUUGAGAAAAAUCAAGGCCCAAUCUGGCCAUUGGAAGUAUUUCAGGAAGAUAUCGAGUAUUCCGAAAGAGCAGUCGCGUCGGCAGCAGAAGAACGAGGAGAGGUGAUAGAGAGUGGUCCAGUUGUAGAUGAACCUCGUCCACCAGUUCGUAAAGAUGGUAAAACUAAAAGAAAAAGUGGGAGCAACAGAAGUAUUAACAAUCCUCCUCAAACGACGAAGAACACCCAAAAAAUUUCAUCUUCUGCAUCUGCCGACUGCUCUGCUGCCUCGGCCCCAUCUGCACCUGCAGACACAGCAUCACAAGCCGUUGCUAACAACUACGACAAUGUCACGAGAAAUUUUC